CGUUGCCCUGGUGUUCCCGGGGAGCCAGCAGAGGCGAGAAAUUGAGUGUUAUUUAUUGUCGCCGCGCCACCUUAACCACACGCCGAGCUCUGCAGUAGUGAAAAACAGUGCCCCGCCUUCGCGGCCAGCGCGUGUAAAAGUGGGAGGAAAAGCUCUUUCCGAAGGCGCUUCUGCACACAAAACUCUUCCUGGAGUCGCAGCGUCGCUCCAAAAACCAUUACUAAUUACCGGCGGGACGCGUUUUCUCCGACGAACUCGUGACGCUCGAAUGUUCUUCUUCUUGUCACCGAACCGCGCCGCGUUUGAAGUGACUGAAAGGACUAAAGGAGCGCGAUAAAAACUAAGCGCCGUUAGUUCGGGAGCAGAUUGUGUUUCAGUGCCCUGUUGUCGGCAUGUCUGGGAAGCAGGAGGAGACGUUUGUGAGCCCGUUUCACAGACCGCGCUGCCUGGCAGCCGCCGCCCCAGCCGGGAAAGCCAAACUGACCCACCCGGGAAAGGCGAUUUUGGCAGGUGGGAUUGCUGGAGGGAUUGAAAUCUGCAUCACAUUCCCCACUGAAUAUGUGAAGACUCAGCUGCAGCUGGAUGAGAAGGCCAAUCCCCCGCGGUACAAGGGCAUCGCGGACUGUGUGAAGCUGACGGUGCGAGACCAUGGAGUAAAAGGGCUCUACCGGGGAUUGAGCUCACUGGUAUAUGGCUCCAUCCCCAAGGCUGCUGUCAGAUUCGGGGUCUUUGAGUUCUUGAGUAACCACAUGCGAGAUGAGACGGGGCGGCUGGAUGGCACGCGGGGACUGCUGUGUGGCCUUGGCGCCGGUGUAGCCGAGGCCGUUGUGGUGGUCUGCCCCAUGGAGACCAUUAAGGUAAAAUUCAUUCAUGACCAAUGCUCUGCCAACCCCAAGUAUAGAGGAUUCUUCCACGGUGUGCGGGAAAUUGUUAGAACGCAAGGCCUCCGGGGGACAUACCAGGGGCUGACAGCAACUGUUUUAAAGCAGGGGUCCAACCAAGCUAUCCGCUUCUUUGUCAUGACCUCUCUAAAGAACUGGUACAAAGGUGAUAACCCAAAUAAGGCCAUCAACCCCUUAGUCACAGGGGUGUUUGGUGCCAUUGCCGGGGCAGCCAGCGUGUUUGGAAAUACCCCGCUGGAUGUAAUUAAGACCAGGAUGCAGGGUCUAGAAGCGCACAAAUACAAAAGCACAGUUGACUGUGCGGUCAAGAUCAUGAAGCACGAGGGACCUUUUGCCUUUUACAAAGGGACUAUUCCACGCCUGGGGCGCGUGUGCCUCGAUGUUGCCAUAGUGUUUGUCAUCUACGAAGAGGUCGUGAAGGUUCUCAACAAGGUGUGGAAGACAGACUGAAAACGAGCGUGACCUGGAGGAACAAGAAGGACGAGCCUGUUCCACCACUGCAGGGGGGCGAGUUCUGGAAACAUUCCGUUAACUAAAAGACAAUAUUAGCCACAGCUGGUGCUUGAAGCAUCUUUUGUUUGCCCUUCGACUGUGUUGUUGAGGACUACCCCUGUGGCAUAUCCCAACUGAUAAUUUUAUUUGUGUAACAGAAUAUAUUUCUUUCGAAAAAUAAAUAUUAAAAAGACCAAAAGCCAAACCA
Molecule: messenger RNA, 1602 nt
Organism: Scleropages formosus (Asian bonytongue)
Lineage: Eukaryota; Metazoa; Chordata; Actinopteri; Osteoglossiformes; Osteoglossidae
Gene: slc25a1b
Product: slc25a1 solute carrier family 25 member 1b
Exons: 9
Coding region: 393-1352 (319 amino acids)
Biological process (GO): mitochondrial citrate transmembrane transport
Cellular component (GO): mitochondrion
Molecular function (GO): citrate secondary active transmembrane transporter activity
Source: RefSeq, a predicted model, not a curated record